AUGGCACUUUACACGACUACCGAGGAGGCCAAGUAUAUUUUCCCCUCACUGUACGAGUACUGUAUAGACAUGGCCCAGGGUGCUAUCCAGCUUGAGCGUGGCCUGAGCUCUGGGGCUGUCGUCCUGACUGCAGAGCACCAGCAUAGACUCCACCCCCAUCACGGUGUCCUGCUCCAGCUGCAUCAUGUCUGGGGAGAGAAAGCAGGAAAAAUGUGUUCAUAUAGAUACCACUUUCAUCCCUAAAUAACACAGGCCAGGCAGCAACAACCAUUACAAAAAAUGUUUUCUUGGCAAAGAACAAAACACUGCAGUUAAUGAAGUGGAUGACUGUUACUUUACUAUACUGUACUGGUCAUCUGUGAAGGCCUGUGAAGACCUUGGAGUGCACCAAACCCAUUUUAACAUGAAUUAUUCCACUACUGGAAGUUUUUCUUAGGUAAGCUCUAUUUUUGGAUGGCUGUGAAGUGUGAAGACCUGUGAUGGUCAGGUAGCUAAUGAAAGACGAGUGACAGGAGAUCUCCUCCCUCUAAGUGGUACCCUAUAAACACCUUUCUCUGGACAGGAAAUAGCGAUGUUGGCGAGCACAGUGACUCCAUGGGCAGCAACGGCCAGGUUGCUAUAGUAACAACAAUCCUGCGCCAGCUUAACCAGGUCAGUGAGCCGAGGAGGGGUGGAAGCACCACCUGAGGGGCAGAAAGAAGGAAUGUUUUGGAAUGUUUUGAACCCAACUUGAGUAAUUGACUGAAUGUUCCCAACAUCACAAGGCCCCAAGGUGUGCUGAUAAAGGAUCAGUUUUGCCUUUUUAGAUCAUAAUUAAUUAGAUUAUAUGGACAAGUUGGACCUGAUACUAGAUCAGCACUCCUACUCUGAGAUGUUUUUUGAAAAUGGGCUUCAAGUGGUGCGUUGUUAAACUUUGAAGGAAAAACACUGUUGUUGAAUUUGUAGUAAAUCGUUUUUUUAAUAUGAUUUAUAUGAAAGUCCGUUUCAGAACUUUGCAUUAUACUGUAUCUGUUCCAGGGUUGAAGUACUGUUUAAUGGCGAUGGUUUCGGAGAGGGUGGAGAGCACAGACAGCAUGCCCAGCUUCAGGCUGUUGGAAGGGCUACUCAGGACACACUCACACAGGGUCUAAAUACAGAGGAAUCACAGAUUAUUUUCAAAGGUUCUGGUCAUAAAUUGCAUUUCAAGGAAAAUAAAUGAACACAGUAUCCCUCAUAAUGAACACAGUGAAAACAUGGAUUAUCCUCAUAAUAACCAAUGAAAGACAAUUCACCACUCGCUGUUGGAUUAUGGAGGAGGGAAUUUGCAAGUAUGUGUGGGACAUAAGACCCCACCUGAGUGUUUUCUCUGUUCCAGAGAUGGGGGGCCUUUUUAGCCAGGAGCUUCAAGUCCUGGAUGACCAGUCUCUUGACUGCUUUUCUGGGGGCCUCCUUCAGGUACUGGAGAAGGAGCUGUAACUGCAGAUAGAUAGAGAGGGAGAGAACAGACUAUCCGUUAAACAAUAUUCAAAGCCUCCUACUAGUCUCACAGAAAUGUAUGCUCAGGAAAGAAGUUUAGAUUUUCUAGCCUGGGUGGGUGCCACAGUAUGUUGUCCACUUUUGCUAAGCUAUGCUGUCUAGGGACUUCAGCAUUUCAGGUGCAUAUAAACAAGUCACUUGUCACUCAAAUUCUGUACUGGGAGAUCUGAUUGUCUGAUUGUUUUGAAUGAGAUGCACUCUGUCUGCUGUGGUGGUAGGUGUCAUGCCAAAUAGCAUCCAGCUGCCAAAAACUGUCUGGGUUGCGUACCAAUGGGAUUAUAAUGUCCAUUAGUGUCCGGGGAGAGACUAUGAGGACUUUUCUGAUCAGCAUCCCAUUGACAACCCGACUAGCCAAAAUCUAAAACGGAGCCUUACCUUAAUGCUAAUCUUAACCAAACCCUUAACCCAAACUCUAACCUUAACCAAUUCGAAAAUGUCCUAUCAGUUUACAUGUCAGCCACGCCCCUUAGUUUCCCCCUAAUGUCCGUUGCUAUGGCUACCUGUUUGGGGAUGUCGAUGUGCGAGGAGGAGGCCAGCUGGGUGAAGGUGUGCAGGGUGACAAUGACCAUGGGGGUGGAGGGGUAGGAGGUGACCAGCUGUUGAAGCAGCUCCCAGCUGCUGGAGGCCAGGCUGCUGGAGGCCAGGCUGCUGGAGGCCAGGCUGGCAUUGUGAUGCAUGUGCAGCAGCAUAGGGAUUAGGUUCAGUUUCAGGUCCACCGGGGCGUCCAGACUUGGGGAGGAACAAGAGCAUAGUGAAACAUAGCACGCGCCAAUGGGAGAUCACCUGGGUCAUGUUCAGUUGGCAUGAAAUGGAUUUAAAAGCUCAGAAACCAGGAUGUACUAUCUGAACUUGUCCAAUAACAAAUGCUUGCAUGUCUGCCUUUUUUCCUGUUGCAAAAUGUUUUGCUACAGUGUGGCUUAAUGAACCACGACCCUGGAUGCUUCAUCUAAAAAUAAAAUCACAUAGCCUUUUCUUCUCUACAACAACACCUAAGGGACAAUGAAGAAUCCUUGAAAAUGUGCUUGUUCAGUUGCUUGUAUAUAACUAAACCCCAAUUCCUCAGAAUGUAAUGUGAUUAUGCACAAGAUGUUCACAUGAUACUAAGGGCAUUAUGUUACCUUGAAUCAUUUCACUGAUUUUGUUGCAAAUCCCAGCUGCAAAGUCUCUGCAGCAUGAAAGGGACAGAGAAAAUAACAUGUUCAAUGAGUUCAAUACAUCCUUAUUCUUCAUUCCUGGAUGGGGCAUUGAACAAAAACAAUUGUGUGAACAGUUUGCAAGGAAGUUGGCUAUAUUAAAAUCCUGACAGAUCGGCCAGACAACACAGCUACCACAUUGAAACUUAUCUCAAACCACUUACUUUGACUGCGCAGAGAAGCAGGCUGAUGCAAAGAUGGCCGCCUCUACUUCAGCGUUGUCGUGAGAGUCUAGACUUUGGUGAACGCUGUGAUGGGCAUUCUUCCUUUCAGGGAUGAUAGUGGCCAAACUGCCAAGCAUCCUUUUUUUUUUUUUUUUUUUGGUCAUUUAGCAGACACUCUUAUCCUGAGCAACUUACAUGAGCAAUUAGGGUUAAGUGCCUUGCUCAAGGGCACAUCGACAGAUUUUUCACCUAGUCGGCUCGGGGAUUAGAACCAGCGACCUUUCGGUUACUGGCACGCUCUUAACCACUAAGCUACCUGCCGCCCCAUCCUUAAUAAAAUAAAAUCAGGACGAAUCACACAGAGAUUCAGAAAUCAUGUAAACGGAGAUGAUUGAGUCUUAAAAAAAGAAGUUUUGUCUUCUAUGGUGUAUGUAUCCCAUUUUCUUUUGGAAUCAGUGAGGUUUCAAAUUUUUUCAUGCACUGACGAUGUAGCCUUGCAUUGCUCUUGAAAUAGUUGUAGGUAUGUAAUAUUUCUGAAUCAAUUGUCUGAGUUGUGAGACUAAUGAUGACCUUCAUGCAAAUCUGUAACACAGCUACUGUGUUGAAUGUGGAUUCAACCACCAUCAUAAUAAUCAAGCCCUAAUGGAAAGACAAAGAGAGGAGCAUGCCAUGGAGAGUGAUGGCUCUGGUCACAGGGUCAUUGCUGUGGAUGACAGAGAACACUUGACAAACUCGUCCACGUUGAGAAUCUUCUCAAGGUGCUUCUCGCUCUGUUGAGUCACCUUCAACACACAGAGGCGCAGAAAGUUGUUCCUGAAAGAGGGGAGAGAUGUUUAUUUAUUACAGUAUAAGGACAAUAUGGUAAAAUCUCACUCUGGUUAGCUGCCUUGAACGAUUCUGAGGCAGAGGUUUAUGCAUUUUGAUAUUGAUCAGUACUGCAUUGUAUUUAGGAUUUUGCAGAGUAAUGUUUUGUUUAAAUGUCACAAUCCUCUGUUUCCCAAGCCUGAAGGUGUCUGCCCGUUUCAGGACGGCAGAGUUGAUGAGGAUGGGGAAAGGGAAAGGGUACUUCUGGAAAAGUUUGGGGAAGAGGACCACCGCUUCACAUUGCCCGCCAAGCUUCCCAAACUGCUAACCUGUAAUAAAUGAAAGACAGUCAAACAUUUAGAUAAUCUAAGCAGUGUACACAUUGGGAACUUAUAGACAACUUUGAGUUAUCACAUUUACAUUUUACAUUUACAUCAUUUAGCAGACGCUCUUAUCCAGAGCGACUUACAAAUUGGUGCAUUCACCUUAUAGCCAGUGGGAUAACCACUUUACAAUAUGUAUAUAUAUAUUUAUUUAUUUUUUGUGUUUUUUCUUUUUUUCUUUUUUUUGGGGUGGGGUAAGGGGGGGUGGAAGGAUUACUUUAUCCUAUCCCAGGUAUUCCUUAAAGAGGUGGGGUUUCAAGUGUUUCAAGAACUGUGCUUCCGCAGAGGUAGGGGGGCCAGCAGGCCAGAGGUGGAUGAACGCAAUGCCCUCGUUUGGGUGUAGGGACUGAUCAGAGCCUGAAGGUACGGAGGUGCCGUUCCCCUCACAGCUCCGUAGGCAAGCACCAUGGUCUUGUAGCAGAUGCAAGCUUCAACUGGAAGCCAGUGGAGUGUGCGGAGGAGCGGGGUGACGUGAGAGAACUUGGGAAGGUUGAACACCAGACGGGCUGCGGCAUUCUGGAUGAGUUGUAGGGGUUUAAUUAUUAUUAUUAUUAUUAUUAAUGGCACAGGCAGGGAGCCCAGCCAACAGCGAGUUGCAGUAAUCCAGACGGGAGAUGACAAGUGCCUGGAUUAGGACCUGUGCCGCUUCCUGUGUAAGGCAGGGUCGUACUCUCCGAAUGUUGUAGAACAUGAACCUACAGGAUCGGGUCACUGCCUUGAUGUUAGCGGAGAAUGACAGGGUGUUGUCCAGGGUCUCGCCAAGGCUCUUCGCACUCUGGGAGGAGGACACAACGGAGUUGUCAACCGUGAUGGCGAGAUCAUGGAACUAGAAGUCCUUCCCCGGGAGGAAGAGCAGCUCCGUCUUGCCGAGGUUCAGCUUGAGGUGGUGAUCCGUCAUCCACACUGAUAUAUCUGCCAGACAUGCAGAGAUGCGAUUCGCCACCUGGUUAUCAGAAGGGGGAAAGGAGUAGAUUAGUUGUGUGUCGUCUGCGUAGCAAUGAUAGGAGAGGCCAUGUGAGGAUAUGACAGAGCCAAGUGACUUGGUGUAUAGCAAGAAUAGGAGAGGGCCUAGAACUGAGCCCUGGGGGACACCAGUGGUGAGAGCACGUGGUGCGGAGACAGAUUCUCGCCACGCCACUUGGUAGGAGCGACCGGUCAGGUAGGACGCAAUCCAAGAGUGAGCCGCGCCGGAGAUGCCCAGCUCGGAGAGGGUGGAGAGGAGGAUCUGAUGGUUCACAGUUGUCACGGAUUCUGCCGAGGCUGCUCCUCCUCCUUGCUCGGGCAGGCUUCGGCGUUCGUCGUCCCCGGAGUACUAGCUACUGCCGAUCGAUGUUUCGGUGUUUGUCUUGUUCUGUCUUGAGUGGUUACACCUGUUGUCUAUUAUGUUUGAUUGUAGAUCCUAUAUUUACCCAUGUCUCACGUUUGGUAUUUGUGUGUUAUUGUUUGUGUCUAGGCGGUAUCGGCAUUGCUUUUGUCGUAUUACGUGUAUUUAGUUUUUCCUCCCGGUUCGGAGGCUUUGUUUGUUCUUUACUAUUAGUAAAGUACGUCUGCUAGUAUCUCUGUGUCCUGCGCUUGACUUCACUCACCGCAUACACGUCGCUCCUGACAGAAUAACACACCAACAUGGAGUCAGCAGGAUCAGCGGUGCCAACGGGAUCACUAGAGGAGCGCGUAAUCCACCAAGACGCCAUGAUCCAGAAACUGGGCACCGCCAUGCAAGAGGUGAUGAAUACCUUGAGCCGAUGGGAGAGAGGAGGUUUGCCCACACCUCCAACAAUACCACCACCAUCAGCCAUACCCAUCGUUCCAUCUCCGGAGUCCAGUGGGAUUCGGCUCUCGCUCCCGAGGGCUUAUGAUGGCACUGCGGCCGGGUGUCAGGGUUUCCUGCUCCAAGUAGAACUCUACCUGGCAACCAUCCACCCGGCGCCCUCGGUAUACGAGAGCGUUUCCGCCCUCAUCUCCUGUCUGUUCGGCAAGGCACUGGAGUGGGCCAACGCCGAGUGGAGGGUAAUAGACGCCGCUACAGUCAGUUAUGCGGACUUCUCCCGCCGCUUCAGGGCGGAGCGUCUGUUCCACCUCAGACAGGGGAAGAGGAGCGCGCAGGAAUUCGCACUGGAUUUCCGGACUCUGGCUGCCAAUGCGGGAUGGAAUGAGAGGGCCCUCAUCGACCACUAUAGGUGCAGCCUAAGGGAGGACGUUCGCCGAGAGUUGGCCUGCAGGGACACCAACCUAAGUUUCGAUCAGCUGGUGGACAUGUCGAUUCGUCUGGAUACCCUAUUGGCUACCCGCGGACGUCCGGAGCUGGGGCCGUCCAUUCCAUCCCCCAGCACCUCCGAGCCGAGCCCUAUGGAGCUCGGGGGUGCUGGUGCUAGAGAGAAGAAGAGGGAGACCAGGAGAGAGGCCGUCCCCUGCACCAACUGUGGCCGCAGAGGACACACUGCGGUUCGGUGCUGGGGAGGGUCUCCCAGGGAUCGAGGCAGCAGGCCACGCACUGAUGAGUCAUUCCAGGUGAGUAAGCGCCCAACUCACCCAGAGCUCUCUGUUGUACACAUGUGUAUCCAAGUUGUGUUUCCCGAGGUUUCUUCUCACUCCCAGCAUAAGGCGCUAGUCGAUUCAGGCGCAGCUGGGAAUUUUUUUGAUCGCAGUUUCUCGUAUAAGUUAGGGAUUCCCCUUAUACCAGUUGAUGUGCCCUUCCCCAUCCAUGGCCUAGACAGCCGCCCUUUGGGGUCGGGAUUGAUUAGGGAGGUCACAGCGCCACUUAAGAUGAAGACGCAGGGGGGUCAUGAGGAGAUUAUACAGUUGUAUUUGAUUGACUCUCCUGCGUUUCCCGUGGUGUUGGGGCUUCCCUGGUUAAUAUCUCAUGACCCCAACAUUUCAUGGCAACAGAGGGCUCUCAGGGAAUGGUCUGAUCAGUGUGUCGGGCGGUGUAUAGGUGUUUCCGUAGGGGCAACGACGGUGGAAAGUCCGAACCAAAUGACCGCACUGCACAUUCCUCCUGAGUAUACAGAUUUGGCAAUCGUCUUCAGUAAGAAGAGGGCGACUCAAUUACCACCUCAUAGACAUGGGGAUUGUGCGAUAGACCUCCAGGCAGGCGCUGCACUUCCGCGUAGUCAUGUGUAUCCUCUGUCUCAGGAGGAGACGGCGGCUAUGGAGACAUACGUCACCGAAUCUCUGGGACAGGGAUACAUACGGCCAUCCACUUCUCCUGCGUCCUCGAGUUUCUUUUUUGUGAAGAAGAAGGAUGGGGGUUUGCGCCCGUGUAUUGAUUACCGUGGUCUCAAUCAGAUUACCAUUAAAUACAGUUAUCCUCUCCCUCUGAUUGCGAGUAUGACGGAGUCAUUACACGGGGCGCGAUUCUUCACAAAAUCUCAGGAGCGCUUACAACCUGCUGCGCAUUAGGGAGGGAGAUGAAUGGACAACAGCAUUUACUACCACCUCGGGCCACUAUGAGUAUCUCGUCAUGCCAUACGGGUUAAUGAAUGCUCCUUCAGUCUUCCAAUCAUUUGUGGACGAGAUUUUCCGGGAUUUGCAUGGACAGGGUGUAGUGGUGUAUAUUGAUGACAUUCUAAUAUACUCUGCUACACGAGCCGAGCAUGUGUCCCUGGUGCGUCGGGUGUUGGGUAGGCUGUUGGAGCAUGACUUGUAUGUGAAGGCGGAGAAAUGCCUGUUUUUCCAGGAGUCCAUCUCCUUCCUGGGACAUCGGUUGUCCGCGUCAGGGGUGGAGAUGGAGAUUGACCGCAUUUCAGCCGUGCGUAAUUGGUAGACUCCCACCACGGUUAAGGAGGUGCAGCGGUUUUUGGGUUUUGCCAAUUACUACCGGAGGUUUAUCCGGGGUUUUGGACAGGUAGAAGCUCCCAUCACCUCCUUGCUAAAGGGGGGCCCGGUGCGUUUGCAGUGGUCGGCUGAGGCGGACAGGGCGUUUAGACAUCUGAAGGACCUGUUCACCUCGGUUCCGGUGCUGGCACAUCCAGACCCUUCUUUGGCGUUCCAAGUUGAGGUGGAUGCGUCCGAGGCGGGGAUUGGUGCUGUACUGUCUCAACGCUUGGGCACGCCUCCUAAACUCCGUCCCUGUGCCUUUUAUUCUAAGAAGCUUAGUCCGGCGGAACGCAAUUAUGACGUGGGGGACAGGGAGCUGCUAGCGGUGGUUCAAGCCCUGAAGGUGUGGAGGCAUUGGCUUGAGGGGGCUAAACACCCUUUCCUCAUUCUGACUGACCAUCGUAACCUGGAGUACAUCCGGGAAGCGAGGAGACUGAACCCUCGUCAGGCUAGGUGGGCCAUGUUUCUUACCCGGUUUGUAUUUAAGCUCACGUAUAUACCAGGGUCACAGAACGUGAAGGCAGACGCCCUGUCCCGGCGAUAUGACACAGAGGAGAGGUCCAUUGAGCCCACUCCCAUACUUCCGUAGUCUUGUCUAGUGGCACCGGUGGUGUGGGAGGUCGAUGCGGAGAUCGAGCGGGCGUUACGUACAGACCCUACUCCUCCUGAGUGUCCAGAGGGGCGGAAGUACGUGCCGCUCGAGAUCCGUGAUCGACUGAUAUAUUGGGCUCACACGUCACCCUCCUCUGGUCAUCCGGGUAUUGGUCGAACGGUGCACUGCCUUAGCCACUGAUGGCCCACCUUGGCAAAGGACGUGAGGGUUUACGUUUCUUCCUGUUCGGUGUACGCUCAGUGUAAGGCGCCUAGACACCUGCUCAGAGGGAAGUUACAACCUCUACCCGUUCCACAACGGCCGUGGUCUCACCUAUCGGUGGACUUUGUCACGGACCUUCCCCCCUCCCAGGAGAAUACCACAAUCUUGGUCGUUGUGGAUCGGUUUUCUAAGGCCUGCCGUCUCAUUCCAAUGCCAGGUCUCCCUACAGCCCUACAAACGGCCGACGCCUUGUUUACUCACGUCUUCCGGCACUACGGGUGCCUGAGGAUAUAGUGUCUGAUCGGGGUCCCCAGUUCACCUCUAGAGUCUGGAGGGCGUUUAUGGAACGUUUGGGGGUCUCGAUUAGCCUUACCUCGGGUUUUCACCCUGAGAGUAAUGGGCAGGUGGAGAGAGUAAACCAGGAUGUGGGUAGGUUUCUGAGGUCCUAUUGCCAGGACCGGCAGGAUGAGUGGUCGGGGUAUAUCCCCUGGGCAGAGAUAGCCCAAACUCACUUCGCCACUCCUCCACUAAUCUUACUCCUUUUCAGUGUGUGUUGGGGUAUCAGCCGGUCCUUGCACCCUGGCAUCAGAGCCAGAUCGAGGCUCCUGCGGUGGAUGAGUGGUUUCGGCGCUCGGAGGAGACAUGGAACGCUGCGCAUGUCCAUCUGCAGCGGGCUAUCAGUAGGCAUAAGGCGAGCGCCGAUCGCCACCGCAGUGAGGGUCCAGUGUAUGCACCUGGAGAUCGGGUCUGGCUCUCGACUCAAAACCUGCCCCUUCGCCUGCCCUGCCGGAAGCUGGGUCGGCGGUUUGUGGGGCCAUUUAAAGUCCUGAGGAGAUUGAACGAGGUAUGUUAUAGGUUACAACUGCCCAUAAAUUACCGCAUUAACCCCUCGUUCCAUGUGUCUCUCCUCAGGCCGGUGGUAGCUGGUCCACUCCAGGAGAAUGAGAUACGAGAGGCUCCUCCGCCCCCACUAGACAUCGAAGGGGCUCCGGCGUACUCAGUCCGUUCCAUCGUGGAUUCGAGACGUCGGAUGGGGGGUCUGCAGUAUCUCGUGGAGUAGGAGUGGUACGGUCCGGAGGAACGGUGCUGGGUCCCUAGGAGGGACAUCCUAGAUCCCUCCCUCUUGACGGAGUUCCACCGGAGUCAUCCGACUCGCCCUGCUCCGCGUCCUCCUGGCCGUCCCCGAGGCCGGGGUCGGCGCACGGCUGGGACCGCGCGUCAAGGGGGGGUACUGUCACGGAUUCUGCCGAGGCUGCUCCUCCUCCUUGCUCGGGCAGGCUUCGGCGUUCGUCGUCCCCGGAGUACUAGCUACUGCCGAUCGAUGUUUUGGUGUUUGUCUUGUUCUGUCUUGAGUGGUUACACCUGUUGUCUAUUAUGUUUGAUUGUAGAUCCUAUAUUUACCCAUGUCUCACGUUUGGUAUUUGUGUGUUAUUGUUUGUGUCUAGGCGGUAUCGGCAUUGCUUUUGUCGUAUUACGUGUAUUUUGUUUUUCCUCCCGGUUCGGAGGCUUUGUUUGUUCUUUACUAUUAGUCAAGUACGUCUGCUAGUAUCUCUGUGUCCUGCGCUUGACUUCACUCACCGCAUACACAUCGCUCCUGACAACAGUAUCAAAGGCAGCAGACAGGUCUAGAAGGACAAGAGCAGAGGAGAGAGAGUUAGCUUUAGCAGUGCGGAGAGCCUCCGUGACACAGAGAAGAGCAGUCUCAGUUGAAUGACCAGUCUUGAAACCUGACUGGUUUGGAUCAAGAAGGUAAUUCUGAGAGAGAUAGCAAGAGAGUUGGCUAAAGACGACACGCUCAAGAGUUUUGGAGAGAAAAGAAAGAAGGGACACUGGUCUGUAGUUGUUGACAUCAGAGGGAUCUAGUGUUGUUUUUUUGAGAAGGGGUGCAACUCUCGCUCUCUUGAAGACGGAAGGGACAUAGCCAGCGGUCAAGGAUGAGUUGAUCAGCGAGGUGAUGUAAGGGAGAAGGGCGAGAGAGAAAAGGAUACAAAGUAGUGGUCGGAGACAUGGAGGGGUGUUGCAGUGAGAUUAGUAGAAGAACAGCAUCUAGUAAAGAUGAGGUCAAGCGUAUUGCCUGCCUUGUGAGAAGGGGGGGACGGUGAGAGGGUGAGGUCAAAAGAGGAGAGGAGUGGAAAGAAGGAGGCAGAGAGAAAUGAGUCGUAGGGAGGUUGAAAUCACCCAGAACUGUGAGGGGUGAGCCAUCCUCAGGAAAGGAACUUAUCAAGGCGUCAAGCUCAUUGAUGAACUCUCCAAGGGAACCUGGAGGGCGAUAAAUGACAAGGAUGUUAAGCUUGAAUGGGAUAGUGACUGUGACAGCAUGGAAUUCAAAUGAGGAGAUAGACAGAUGGGUCAGGGGAAAAAGAGAGAAUGUCCACUUGGGAGAGAUGAGGAUUCCUGUGCCACCACCCCGCUGACCAGAUGCUCUCGGGGCAUGCGAGAACACAUGGUCAGACGAGGAGAGAGCAGUAGGAGUAGCAGUGUUUUCAGUGGUAAUCCAUGUUUCCGUCAGCGCCAAGAAGUUGAGGGACUGGAGGGUAGCAUAGGCUGAGAUGAACUCUGCCUUGUUGGCAGCAGAACGGCAGUUCCAGAGGCUGCCUGAGACCUGGAACUCCAUGUGGGUGGUGCGUGCAGGGACCACCAGGUUAGAGAGGCAGCAGCCACGCGGUGUGAGGCUUUUGUAUAGCCUGUGCGGAGAGGAGAGAACAGGGAUAGACAGAGGCAUAGUUGACAGGCUAGAGAAAAUGGCUACAAUAAUGCAAAGGAGAUCGGAAUGAAAUGAACUAAACAUCUGGGAAAGGAGAGAGCGGGGCCUCCCUCACUUACGUUUCACUGAAACACCCAAAUAUAACUCUCCCAACUUCCACCUCAGAAACUAUAAUUGUUGUAAACUACAGCGGUUCAAUGUUUUCUAGGAAUAGACUAACUUAGUUUAUUCAGCUAGCUAACUUGGUACAGUAUUCUUCUGUGAAAAUCGUCCAGGGCACCUAGUCAUAUGACGCCACAGCCAACUAGCAUGCUGGACCCCAACAACACGGUUUAGCACCAAUACUCGGCCACAACAAACCACCAGUGUGUCAACACGCCAAGCAGAUCAUUCGUGUCCGUGUCUAACUAGCAAACAAGCUAGCUUGUUUGCUAGUUAUUUUAAUUGUAGUAGCUAGCUUAGCAAGCUAGUUGCUAGAUAACAGGCUAACUGUUCACACCUUUGUCCAACUCCAUGAGGGCUGGAUUUGUAACCAAUUAUUGUUCCCCAUAACCAGCCUCUGACAAGAAUGGACGUGCAGUUGAAAGCAACAUUGUUUAUAUUUUAGACUUCACGAGAAAUAACUUUAUAAUCUCUUUAACAGUAUCAAUUUAGCCACUGAAUUUAGCAUGUUCCAUUCGGCACAUAGGUAGAAAGUGACGUAAUACAUGAAGUGUCAACUUUCCAACCAAUCAGCGCGUGUGACGCAACUUUAGCGGGGGAUUGGUCCUAUCUUUCUGUUACUUCAGUUCGCGGGAAAGAGGAGCCCCGAACUGAUGACCACCGCACAGAAAUUCCUCUGAAGAAUCGAAAUAGUUUUAAAAUCAUCUGGCUUCGGCUAGUUACAGAAAUGCUUUUUCGCUCCAUUGUUGACAGAGGAGUCUGUAAACGGAGGCGCAAUGGUGAGAAUGUCAAUUUAUAGGGAUCCAGACAGUUUUCCGUCUGGUUUGACUCUUAUUAACGUUAACUAGCUAUAGUUAGCCCAAAGUAAGCUAGCUAGCUCAGCUGUGUCCACUUCAGCAGUGUUGGCUGCUAGGCUGGCCAUUUUGUGUCGACGAUAGCUAGAUCUACUCAAUCGAUUGUUAACUCGUUGAUUCAAAAAAAAUGCAUAUCCUGAUCAUGUUACUAUCUUAUACUCGGAGGCAUAUUUUCAUUUAAUAUGUGUCUUGUUAAUUGUUGUUGUGGGAAGUACUGGUAGCUAGCUAGUUAAUGACUAACGUGACUAAGCCAAGGACCUACCUAGGCCGGACUGGGGUUAGGGUGGCUCUCGAUGCAGUAUUUCACUGCAUGUUCCUCAGUGGCAAUUUAUUUAUUUCUCCAUCCCCAACAGACCUCAGCCCAAAAUACAAUUUGUCCUCUCUGCUGGACGGCUACCAGUGUGCCCGUCAUGAUGAACACAUCUCACACGGGACCUUGGGGGUCGCCGUGCCCCCAGUUGGAUGCGCCUUCUCUACAGGUAAUACAGGAAAUAUUGUACUCUGUCUUUGAGGGCGACAACCAUGAACCACUGUCCUGAUUUCGUUCUUUUUUUUCUUUUUUUAACCGCUUAUUUUCCUGACGUUCUCAGCCCCGGGGAUGCAGGGCGUCCUUGCGGUGGCCAAUGAGGAGGGAGUCCUGAGGCUCUACAACACAGAAAACCGCAGGAAAAGUCCACUUCUGAAAGGUAAGUUAUGCCUGAGUGGCAGAAUCACACCACCAACAACAGAGUAACUCAAGUAUCUUGUUUAUUCAGCUCAGACAACAGAUGGUAUGAUCAUGAAGCUCCCUUAUGAUGCAGACCCCCUAGGAAGGUUGAGGCACAACACUAGUUGUGUGACUAGCCAAUAGCCACUGCAGCUGUCUGAAUCACCAGUCUAGCUUGCCUUGUUGUAGGCCAAUUGGGGUACAAACUUAAUGUAUUCUAUUCCACAGAAUGGAUGGCACAUGAUAAUGCUGUCUUUGACCUUGCUUGGGUGCCAGGGGAGGCUAGCUUGGUGAGUAUACAUUUUUCCUGGUUGUUUCACACACGGUGAUCAGACAAGUAUUUUUUUAAUAGACAUUUUAUAGGACACAUGAUAAAAUUAUGUUUGUGUAUUUCCACCAUCAGGUGACCGCAUCAGGUGAUCAGAUGGCCAAGCUGUGGGAUGUGACAUCAGGGGAGCUCCUUGGCAGCUUCAAGGGGCACCAGUGCAGCCUCAAGUCUGUUGCAUUCACACAGCAGGAGAAGGGUACAUUUCUAAUCAAUUCAAUAUAACUUUAUUGUCCCAGAGGGGCAGCGCACGAUACAUUGAAAACAUGUAGACAUAUUCUUCCUGAAUGCAGGGACACUGCUUGCUCCAUCGAGUGUAUGGUCUUUCAGACUUUACAUGUGUAUAGCCAUGCCACAAAUAUUAGUUAUAUGAUUAGUCGUAGGCAUCAUCACUGACCAGCUUGACAGCUCAGCUACUGAAAACAUCCGGACACUGCGUCUCUGAGUAACCAUGGUAACCGUCCGCUCUGGCUUCUCUCUUCUCCCACAGCUGUGUUCUGUACUGGGGGGCGAGAUGGGAAUAUUAUGGUCUGGGACACAAGGUGCAGCAAAAAAGGUAAAGCCAGAUAUAAAAGUGGUUACGCUUUUCUUUAGUGUUUUGAGUUUUUCAGUGAGUAAUCUUUGAAACCCAGAGCUAAAAUCUUGGGUUAUUGCAUCAGAUGCUCGAUUAAGUUGUGCGGGGAGACGUGUUAGAAAAAUGUUAGAAAAUAUACUAUAAGGAGGAGCGGAAGCAGGCCGGUAGCUCCACCCCCUCUCUCUGCAAGUCGGCCAAAUGUCCCCUCCCCUUUCCGAAAUUCAAAAACGGGCGAACACCUGCAAAAUCGAUGAUUUGUCCAAAUGAUCAGUGACAAAAAAAUCUGUGCACCGGUACAAAGUACCUUGUUAGUCAUCGCAUCCCACAGUCUGUUGAUAGAUGCUACGAUGCCAGUUAUGUUACGUAGUCUGUCCACAAGAGAUUAUUCGGUGAGUAAUGGUGUUGGUUGUUUUUCCCUCAGAUGGCUUCUACAGGCAGGUGAAGCAGAUCAGUGGGGCUCACAAUAAGACAGACAGAAACACACCCUCUAACACGAAGAAGAAACGCCCCGGCACACGCGGCAUGGCCCCCUCUGUGGUGAGUGGUAAAACCCUAAUACCAUUAACAACUGACCCAGUGUCAGCUUUGUUUUUCAUAUUGAUCAUGAUUAGGGACUGGGAUAGUAAGAACUGAUCUUCAUCUCUCUUGUAGGACUCCCAGCAGAGUGUCACGGUGGUUCUGUUCCAGGAUGAACACACAGUCAUCUCCUCAGGAGCUGUUGAUGGGUAAGAAUAAUCUAAUAAGACAGGGCCAUAUUAAUUUAGACACACCGUAACAUAACGUUUUACAAUGGGUAACUAAAUCAAGCAUUUCUUAUGGGAGAAAUUCAGAUGGUACCACCCUGUUUCCUUCCGUUUUGUGCAUACUGAACAUGACCCAGAUGACUGUUGUAAGGAUGUAUGUGACGCCUGCAUCACGCAGAACGAUUCUGACAUGAAUUGUGAUGUAUUUAUCCUCCUAACCAGGAUAAUCAAGAUGUGGGACCUUCGGAAAAACUACACGGCGUACCACCAUGACCCCAUCCCCCUCCAGGCGUACCCGUACCCAGGAACGAGCACACGGAAACUAGGUGGGUUUUCUCAAACAUGGCUAUGGCCCAAUUUGAAUUCUUCAAAAUUGCAUCUUCCCUUCCUUGAAUUAGGCUAAUAACUUAUCAGACCUCACUGGAUUGGUGAAAGCUAUUUGGUCUCUGGAACCCCUACUUUCACCUAGCCAACAGUAUCAGAUCAGUGAUUACUUCAAAGGAAUGAAGGAAACAUUUUACAAGUAUUCAAAUAGGACCUAGGUUGAGUCAAUUUUUAGGGUUUCCUCGUGUAGGACCUGACCUGUGUUGUCUGUGUGACAGGUUACUCAGGGCUGGUGUUGGACUCCACAGGCUCCAACCUGUUCUCCAACUGCACCGACGACAACAUCUACAUGUUCAACAUCAGCGGGCUGAAAACCACUCCAGGUAAACAAAUGCUCCAUACAAAGCUCAUUCUAUGUCAUCCUGUUUCCAUGGCUACAUCCAUCAGAAGCAUGUCUGCAUUUAGCCUGUGACUUUGUUUUUAUAGCAAGUUACUUUAAUGCAUCUGCUGUAUAGUCUCCCACCCAUUCACAUUCAGCUCCCCGCACGCCAUUACAUUUCAAUCUGCCAGUACCACUGUUUACCACCAGAUGGGGCUGCACACUACUUCUGUUCAGUUGAGGCUAUUUACAUUUUACAUUUUAGUCAUUUAGCAGACGCUCUUAUCCAGAGCGACUUCCAUUUGAUGUAUGGAAGUUGUCUGUCAGUUUGGUAAAAAUGCCAUACUUUGGGAAGAUUAAUUUGCUUAAAUAGCUAGUUGUACAGCAUGGGGUCUCCAACCUUUUUCUAGCAUGAGAGCUACUUUAAAAAAAUUAAACAUGUCGCGAGCUUCUCGUUUUUGUUCUAGCUUUCAUAUAGGCACAUUCUUCUCUUCUCUCCCCUGCAACUCUUCCCCGGGUUCUUAGUGUACAAGAAAAAGUAGUGCACUAUGUUUUCUGUCAAAUAAUUAAGUAAUAAGGCACGAGGGGGUGUGGUAUAUGUCCAAUAUAUCAUGGCUAAGGGUUGUUCUUAAGCACGACGCAACGCGGAGUGCCUGGAUACGGCCCUUAGCCAUGGUACAUUGGCCGUAUACCACAAACCCCCAAGGUGCCUUAUUGCUAUUAGAAACUGGUUACCAAUGUAAUUGGAGCAGUAACAAGAGAUGUUUUGUCAUACCCGUGGUAUACGGUCUGAUAUACCAUGGCUGUCAGCCAAUCAGCAUUCAGGGCUCAAACCACCCAGUUUAUAAUGGUUAAUAAACAACUCUAAGGGGGCCCUGUAAAAUCCAUUUUUCUCCACCCCAAAUUACUUUUCCAGGUUUUAUAGAGAAACAAUGAAAUUGGAUGUUCUGAGUCCAUGUCGAUGAUUAUAUCACAUCGGAAGACAAUGUUUUUUUAGGUCUGGAAGAAAACUAACACAUGAAUUUUUUUUUGUUAUGGUAGGUGGAAGAAGAACAACCUUUAGUAAACGCCUGCUCUAUCAAUGAGUAAUUGCGCAUUCCUAAUACCCUGGAUGUGCUGUCUUGGCCAUUGUGGUCUAGUGAGUUCCGCGACUGCUCAUUCAUGGAUCGAACAGUUCUUAGGGCAAGUUAAUGAUGAGGCCUAACACUACCCAUCAAAAGUGGCGCAAUAUCACCAUCGAAGAUUUUUUUUAGUUGACUACUUUUUUUUUUGGUGUUUUAGGUCUGAAGAAAAGUAACACAUUUAGAUUUUGUGUAUUCUAAAUGCACAUGAAAUAGAUGUGCUACUGAUACUGCUCCAUUUCCAUGGCAAAGUUGCAAAUAAUGAUACAAUGAUACACCUACCAGUCAAAAGUUUGGACAGUCUAAUCAUUCAAGGAUUUUUCUUUAUUUGUACUAUCUUUUUUUUUUUACAUUGUAGAUUAAUAGUGACGACAUCAAAACUAUGAAAUAACACAUAUGGAAUCAUGUAGUGAUACCAAAAAGUGUUAAACAAAUCAAAAUAUAUUUAUAUUUGAGAUUCUUCAAAGUAGCCACCCUUUGCCUUGAUGACAAGCUUGCACACUCUUGGCAUUCUCUCAACCAGCUUCACCUGGAAUGCUUUUCCAACAGUAUUGAAUGAGUUCCCACAUAUGCUGAGCACUUGUUGGCUGCUUUUCCUUCACUCUGCCGUCCGACUCAUCCCAAACCAUCUCAAUUGGGUUGAGGUCGGGGGAUUGUAGAGGCCAGGUCAUCUGAUGCAGCACUCCAUCACUCUCCUUCUUGGUAAAAUAGCACUUACACAGCCUGGAGGUGUGUUGGAUCAUUGUCCUGUUGAAAAACAAAUGAUAGUCCCACUAAGCCCAAACCAGAUGGGAUGGCGUAUUGCUGCAAACCUCUGGGCUACUGUCAUUCACGUGCCUUUACAAUAGCCCAGAGGUUGUUGAAUGGCUGAAUGGGUACCAGCGUGUACAAGAGACUGUUUGACAGAGAGAUGAGAAAUACCUCAGUGUUUGUUUAUCAGUCCUCACAGUCUGGGUUGUGUUCAUUGGGACAUGCAACAGAAAACUAUUCAGGUUGCAAUGGAAAGAGAAAAUUAGCAGUUCUUAUUGGACAAGUCCAGGUAGCCCCUCCAUGUUUCAGUUAAUUCCCCUUUUGGUGCUUAAUGAACAGAUAGUUUGUAUGUAUUGAUAUGUAGGCUAUGUGUGCCAUUUUAAAAUUGAUGUAGUUCUGUCCUUGAACUGUUCUUGUCUAUAAAUGUGGACCCCAGGAAGAGUAGCUGCUGCUUUCGCCAAAUACCAAAUACCAAACACGGCCCUGGUAUUGUUUGCAACCGCUACUCCUCAGGAAUUAGCCAAGAAUGUAGCCCAGGGGGCUCUGACCUACCAUGUGACCAGUCUCUUGACCAAUCAGGAAGUAAUAUGUGGAGAGCCUCUUCAGGAUCCUGUUUGUUUACCACUUUUUGUGUACUCACCCUGUGUACUCUGAACAACUGAAAUGUUGUUCUGGUGGUUUCAAUGUCUGGUUCUGUGCACUUUUAUUUCUGAUGUUCCAACACGUCUUUCUGUUGCAGUGGCAGUCUUCGGUGGUCACCUCAACUCCUCGUUUUAUGUGAAGUCCACUGUUAGCCCCGACAACCAGUUCCUGGCUAGUGGCUCAAGUGACCAUCAUGCAUACAUCUGGAAGGUGAGCUGCCAUUUUUGAUUUGACCAAUCCAGUGAAAACCUUAGAAAAACAUACUGAUAGAUGAUGGCUGACAAAUCAACAUGCUUUGACUAUUCUAUCCAUGCGUUUAUAACAGUGUCUUACCAACUUAUUUUCUGAUUUCAGAUGUCCGACCCAAAACAGCCUCCCAUGAUGCUUCAGGGCCACAGCCAGGAAGUGACCUCCAUAGCAUGGUGCCCCACAGAUUUCACAAAGGUGAGAUCUAAGAUUUUGUCUAUGUUCACAUAGUCAGCAUGAUUUCAGAUGUUACAUUUUAGUAAUUCAGAUGAGUUUGAGUUUUAAAUGUUACUCAUUCGAGAACGCUCAUCCUGCAGCGGCCAGGGAAGAUACCUUUUUAAGCUGCCUUUAUAUCCAUUCUGUGUCCCUGGAGCAAAUGUUUUCAGUUUGAUCUGCUCAUUCUAAAUAUUAUGCUUUUGCCAUAAAACAGAAUUGUGAUAGUUGAAGUGGUCUGGAGGAGCAGGUUCAGGUUGGUAGCCUGGGUAGACCAGACUGAAAGCUGCGUUCACCAUUGAAACAAUGAUGAGCACAGCAUUCUGUCUGGUUUAACCAGGCUAGGAGAGGUGCAGAUUGGGGCCCUGUGUAAUCUCAUGCUCUGUCUUGGCAGAUUGCUUCCUGCUCUGAUGACAACACCGUACGGAUCUGGCGUCUGGACCGGGGGACGGAUCGAGCAAAGUCCUCUGUCGGAGAGGCCAAUCUGGUGGGCUGGGCAUAUCCUAAACCUGCCAUCACCGUGCCCAGUCCAAGUGAGUACCACCACCACUACUGCUGCUAUCUGUCAGUAGAGAGGGGGUCCAUGAAAUGUUUUACAUUCCAGUCAAUGAAAGAAUUGGAUUGUACAGGGUUCAUCUUUACUAAAAUGGCCUGAUGAGGAUUUGGCAGUAUCUAAAAUUCCAUAUCCAUUGUAGUGGUUACCAUCCUCAAAUGCUUUUACUGGUCUGUAUAUUGCCAACCAUAACAAAGAUGACUAUCUCCAAUGCUUCUUGAACAAGCUGAACUCUUUUGAUUGAAACUUAAACUCUGUUUCUCUCUCAGUGCCUUUGAACCAGGCGGAGUGCACCCCAGCCAAGAGUCCCCGGCCAGGGAGUCUGGGGGCCCUUGCCUCCCCCCAGCCUGCCGCCUGCGCCCCCAGUGGCGCCAACCUGCCUCUCGCCUCCAGCACCACCGCCGCCUCCCCCCUUCAGGCCCAGGGCGCCAAAGCCACCCUCAUACGUCAGAAAACGCCCUCAUUCAUCAGGAACUGGUUUGCCCAGACUCCCAGUGAACAGGUCACUCCUCCUCUCCGCAAGGUGCUCAGCCCCUGCCCCCAGAGUCCCGUCCCUACCCUUCACUCGGAGAGGAGGACCAAGCGCCGGCUGGAGACUGGUGACGGUGGGGCAGCAGGGGGCUGUGAAGGUUCGGGGGAGUGCAACUGCGUCACAGAGCUCUACCCCGCAGCCAAGAGGAGCCGGGGACUAGCAGGAGUGUGCUGCCCCAGCCAGGAGCAACCUCAUGCGGGCACAGAGAGGAGCGAGGCCUGGAGAAAAGCGGACCUCCAGGUGAGGCCUGUCCCAGCCACACAGGCAGACAAGGAGAACAGCUCUCCAGGAGGGGCAGACUGGUUGUCAGUGAUGAGCCAGAAGCUGAGGAAAGGUGUGGGAAACCCCAGCAGCACUCUCAGAAGCCCCAGUGCCUUCAAGAGGCAAGAUGGCAGGAUACCGACCUCACCGGUAUGCACAAGAUCCUAAGUUACAAGUUGACCAGAAAUGUGUGAAGUCUAUUGAUGUUCUUAACAGGAUUUGCUCCAUCUCUUGGAUGUGUUUUUCAUAAUGGUGUAAAAAAAAAACUACUUUCUAUUUAUUUUUUUUUCAUUUUAUUUCACCUUUAUUUAACCAGGUAAGCCAGUUGAGAACAAGUUCUCAUUUACAACUACAGUGGCUUGCGAAAGUAUUCACCCCCCCUUGGCAUUUUUCCUAUUUUGUUGCCUUACAACCUGGAAUUAAAAUGGAUACCACUUUGAAGAUGCAAAAUAUAUUUUUUUGUGAAGCAAACAAGAAAUAAGACAAAAAAACUGAACUUGAGCGCGCAUAACUAUUCACCCCCCCCAAAGUCAAUACUUUGUAGAGCCACCUUUUACAGCAAUUACAGCUGCAAGUCUCUUGGGGUAUGUCUCUAUAAGCUUGGCAUGUCUAGCCAUUGGGAUUUUUGCCCAUUCUUCAAGGCAGAACUGCUCCAGCUCCUUCAAGUUGGAUGGGUUCUGCUGGUGUACAGCAAUCUUUAAGUCAUACCACAGAUUCUCAAUUGGAUUGAGGUCUGGGCUUUGACUAGGCCAUUCCAAGACAUUUAAAUGUUUCCCCUUAAACCACUCGAGUGUUGCUUCCACAACUUUGUCCCUGACCUGUUUGGAGAGGUCCUUGGUGGUGCCCCUUGCUUAGUGGUGUUGCAGACUGGGUCCUUUCAGAACAGAUAGAUAUAUAUAUAUAUUAUAUGAGAUCAUGUGACACUUAGAUUGCACAGAGGUGGACUUUAUUGAACUAAUUAUGUGACUUCUGAAGGUAAUUGGUUGCAACAGAUCUUAUUUAGGGGCUUCAUAGCAAAGGGGGUGAAUACAUAUGCACACACCACUUUUCCGUUAUUUAUGUUUUAUAAUUUUUUUGAAACAGGUUAUUUUUUUCCAUUUCACUUCACCAAUUUUGACUAUUUGGUGUAUGUCCAUUACAUGAAAUCCAAAUAAAACUCCAUUUAAAUUACAGGUUGUAAUGCAACAAAAUAGGAAAAACACCAAGGGGGAUGAAUACUUUUACAAGGCACUCUGUGAUAACAGAUGGUGUUUCCCAAUGUAGAAAAAACACUGAUGUCUCUUACUGCAUAAUCAGGGAGCUGUUAUCGUUGACCUUUCUCCUGUUCCUUCCCUCUCCCAGGCAAUGCGUUCUCCCUCCUGGGAAAUGCGCUCACCGCGAUCCAUGAAGAAAAUAUCCUCCUACUUCCAGCGAAGGACUCGGGAGUGAUCAGGUUGGACUGAAAUUGUAUUUUCAGUGCUGACUCCGAGAGAACUGAGUGCAGAAUCCUUUAUGCUGCUCCUACAGUAUUUUAUAUUUGUAAAUUUUUUAUUUUAUUUCCUAUGAAUGUAUUUUGAUUUGGAUCACUUUUCAACAUAGAGAAAUCUUUUUAAAGAUACAUUUAUAUAUGUGGGUUGAUUCUUAACCUUAAAAUCCCCAAAAAUGGGUACAAUAUUGCGUAUCCUUAAAACAAGUUGUCCACUCAACAUAGAAGACAAACUUAGAAGAGAUUCCUGUUCUCAUGUCUUUAUUUUGUACAUUAACUUUGUAUAC
Molecule: messenger RNA, 21530 nt
Organism: Coregonus sp. 'balchen'
Lineage: Eukaryota; Metazoa; Chordata; Actinopteri; Salmoniformes; Salmonidae
Source: the annotation of a GenBank genome assembly